This is a messenger RNA of Coregonus clupeaformis (lake whitefish), 1588 nucleotides long. Its product is annotated as ninjurin-1-like. Gene Ontology annotation, biological process: cell adhesion; tissue regeneration. The transcript has 4 exons. Bases 109 to 537 code for a protein of 142 amino acids. NCBI's taxonomy places the organism in Eukaryota, Metazoa, Chordata, Actinopteri, Salmoniformes, Salmonidae. Gene Ontology annotation, cellular component: membrane. The record is from RefSeq and is a predicted model, not a curated record.
CCAAGAGCUCAAGUUCCUCCGCCUAGCAGACAAGUUGGUUCCACGUUUUUUAAUGUGAAACAGAACUUGCAUCUUGUUUUGUUUUUUAACCCUGACAUUGUCAUCAAGAUGCAAAUGAACGGAAGCGCCGACAGAGAAAAUGGAGGGGAGGUCCCCCAUAUAGGUGGCUGGCACGGUGUCAGCCCCUCUGCUCUCCUGAACAUGAACCACUAUGCCAAUAAGAAGAGUGCAGCAGAGAGCAUGCUGGACGUGGCCCUGCUCAUGGCCAACGCCUCCCAGCUGAAGGCUGUCCUGGAGCAGGGCCCAGACUUCUCCUUGUACACUCCCCUCAUCACCCUCAUCAGCAUCUCCCUCAGCCUGCAGGUCACUGUGGGGGUCCUCCUCAUCUUCAUCGUGCGGUGGAACUUGAAUGACCAGAGUAAGCACUUCAGACUGAAUGUAAUGGAGAACCUUGCCACAGGCCUCAUCUUCAUCAUCGUAGUAGUCAACGUCUUCAUCACUGCCUUCGGAGUACAGAAACCCAAUCAGAAAGCCUGACCAGGACACGGACAGGCAUCACCACCCCCUUAGCUUCCAUUGGUAACCAUGGAAUCACGCAGACAGACCAUGAUCCAGAUAGUGACACACAGAUCCACUCUAUCCAGGACCAUAGAAAGAUCUAUAAACAUUCUGUAUAUAUAUUGCUCUCAUGCACUGUUUCUGGCUCUAACUCAGUGUAAUACCCCUGAGUUGGUUGGAGGAGGCAGUCUCUGGAAUGAAAAUAACAUCUGAAGGAUUUCAUAUUCAGAUGCGCAUCAUCAUCAUGGCUGCAGAUCUUUCUAAGUGGGACUAAUAGCUGUCUGUCUGUUAGGACUGGGAAUACUGGGAUUCAAACAGAACAAUCACUCUAGUGACACCCUCCCAACUCCCUGUAACACCUGCCCACCCCCUCACCCCUCCGAUCUGCCGCUCACCCCCUUAUACCCAUCCUGUCCCUCGCCCUCCCAUCCGCUCUUUGAUCUGGGUCUCUCUACAGACAGGAACAGAUAUGGAAACACAGAGCUCACUGAAGCAAAGCUGCUGAGAAUAGACACCAGGAAUCUGACUGCCACAGAGAAUCAUCAUCUACCAGACGUCACUCAUCUUCUAUCUCACUGUAACCAGUAUGGGUACUAGAGGAGAUUCCAUAGAGGAGAAAUACACAUCUUCACUUGAACUGCAGAAUACUAACCACACCUGUCCGGAAGUGUAAAGCUGCUCUGGCACUUGUGAUCAUCUUCAUAGCAGUUCAUUUCAUCAUCCUCUUUGUCUUCCCCGCAGAUGUCUCUGGACUAGGUCAGGAGUGCCCUCUAGUGGUAUUGUUGGUGCCAUUGCAAUGAUGUGAGAUCUUCGUAUUACAUUGUCAGGUUACCACUCACAGAUCUACCUCCUGCUCUGGUAACGAAUUAAUGUAAUGUGUAAGUGUGUUAUUUGUGUAAACCAAUCACAUUUUUGUGUGAAGUUUUGUAUUGUAUCCCACCCCUGAUUUACUUCCAAACAAGUCACACCAAAAUUAAAUGUUAAAAAGUAGAGCUGUUACUAACACUAGCAGUGUUUUAGCAUGUGUGUA